Pantherophis guttatus is the source of this 5835-nucleotide messenger RNA. NCBI's taxonomy places the organism in Eukaryota, Metazoa, Chordata, Lepidosauria, Squamata, Colubridae. The record is from RefSeq and is a predicted model, not a curated record.
AUGGCCGCGGCGGCGGCAGAUCCUCCCUCGUGGUCGCUGGUCCCUGGUCGCGUGGAUCGGCCUGGUGGAUGUCGUGGCGUUGCAACAACAACCAAAAAGCAGCUGAAUCAGCUGACUGGAAGCCACUACCCUAAUGUUCAGUCUUGGUUUAGACAGCACAUAUUCAGUACUGAAGUGAAGGAGAACAGACAGUGCAGGAGAGACACUGAAUCUGGAGAUUUGCAAACAGCCAAGCUGUAUUUGAAACAAACACAUCCAGUAAUGGCUCCUUGGAUAAGACUGAGCUUAGCAAAGCCUCUCCCAACCAUCAGUGAAGCUUUUGAAGAUAUUCUAGAAGACAUAACAAGCAACACAAAUGGUUUUGGAAAUGUUUACAUGAAUCCAGGUUCUUGUUCAGUUGAAGAUCACUGUCAAUCAAACUUCCAACUAGCAAGAUCUGCUUUUAUGGGACCUCUGGAGAGCAAGCAUCAUUUCCAAGACAAAGAGAGAUGCGGAAUGCUGCCCAACCGACAAACAAUCUUAAAUCUGUCUGAGUCACCACAAAUGGUUUCUAGAUGCACUCUUCCUAAAGUGUUGUCAUUGCAACAGAACAGUUUCAUUCAUGAUUAUAUCAAAACCUACUCCGCUUCGGGCAGGAACGCAUUAGAAGACCUGUAUGAAGGAGCCCAGAAGACUUGUGGAUGGAAAUGUCCUAUUGGCAGUGAGAACACAGGAACUGACUGCACACAGCUCAACUUUCACAGCACCUAUGCAGUCACACCUCAAGAAAAAAUGAGCAAAAAACAACAUGUGACUAGCUUACCAAGAUACCCUUCUCCAAGACCAUCGCAAAGAGAAAAUGGCUGCCAGGAACAAAAAUAUAGUUACAAUCAAGACAAGGUGCCAGCUUUGGAAAGCAGCUCCAAUCCAAACCCUCUUCCUGUUAAUGGUAAAUCAAUCUGGCUGCAUCCCAUCAGAGAAGCACCCCUGAGUGCCAGGGAUUGGCGAUCUUCACAAAGAGGGCAGCAUGGUUUGAAGACAACUGGAUCUCCUGAAAAAGAGUCUCUGAAGUCUUCUACUCAUAAACAAUCUCUGAAGGGAGAGACAGAUAACAGAAAUAGCUGGGUGGAAUAUUUCCAUAUUGAUAAGAAAAUCACAGGUCGCGAUUGGAUUGCAGAAUACCAAAGUGCUUGGAAAGAAGCCAAGGUUAGAGCAUGCCUACUCCCUGCCAUAGAAGAGUCGUAGUUUUCUUUUUUAUUUAAUGGCAACAAAAAUACAUAUAUAUAAAUCUUUACGUCCCUAUUGUGAAGAGCAUCUGUAGCAUUCCUCCUGUUAAUGGCACAGAAAUGCUUUAUUAUGUGCAAAUGUUAAAGGAAGAUGUGUGGAUCUUCAGACAAUCAAGAGGAACAAGCAGCAGUGCACCAUAGAAGACAUAAUGAGGGUUCUGUACCUUAGGCAUUCAGAUAAUAAGCCAUAAUUGUUAAACAUGUUUCUAAUCUCUUGUAAUUUUGACUGUCGGAACAGUCAAAAUGAGACAUUCCAAGCACAUCCAGCUUGAACGUGCUGGAACUGAAGUCUAUUUGAAUUUAGCUAAAGAGCACUCCAAAACAUACAACAGAAAAAAAAACAUUUAAUAUAUUAAUAGUAGGAUAGGAUUUAUUCUGUUAGAUUUUUUAUCAUAAUCAAAAAGAGAGCCUGGAAGAACUCAGAAGCAAAGAUCUACUACUUCAGAGGAGCACAAUGGCUCAGCAAAAGCUCAAAAUCAGGGCAGCAAUGUCCCUCCCAUCCUGUUGCUUCCUCCCCAGCAUCUAUAUUCAGAGUAACUAAAUCUCAAGACUGCAAAGAGCCGCUGAUUACAAUAUCGCUGAUCACAGUAUCUACCCUGAUUUAUCUGCUUCCAUUUUAAUUCUAUUAAUUGGAAAGCCAUCGGUGUACCUUGCUUAUCAACAUAUCCCAUAUGCUAUCUAUUGCAAGAGGAUUUUGUUUGCCUUGAUCUCUGGGUUCACCAGAACACUAUCGUGGAACAUUAGACUAUACGCCGACUCUUAUUAGCUUUUAUCAUCUUUAUACAGAACUUAAAUCUCUUUCCCCAGCUGCAAUUUCAAAAGAGAAAGUAAGCCCUCAUUUGUUUUCUAGGUAGCAACCAAACCAUUUUUUAGCAGAGUCUUCUGCCUAUUAGGUCACGUUGCUUAAUCAAAUUACUUUUGUUUUUUGUUUGACUUUUAUUACUGUUCUAUUUUCAUAAUGAUGAAAAUUUCAUUGUUUUGGCUUGUGUGUGUGUGUGUGUGUGUGUGUGUGUGUGUUCAUUUGCUUUCCUUUUGUGUAUUCAGAAAUACACAAGUUGCUUGUGUUUAUCUAAGAAGUAACAGAGGGAUUUUAGCUCCUCUUAUAGGAAGACUACUCAUAGGUGGUCGCUUCCUGGCUGAAACAAGUAUAUUAAAAAUGUUAAAGGUCAUCAAUAGCUACUGAAAAAUACAGUGCCUUUCAAUUAGAGCAUUCCAUUUUUGUCAUGAAUUUACAUUGUUUUUUUCUCAUGAGUUUUUUGUUACAUCAUUGCAUUGUGAAUAGAUUUUUGUUUUUAGGCCUCUUUGUUUCUGAAUCUAGCAUGAAUAGGUUAAAAUACUUCUACUAAAUGAAAAAGACAGUUGAAAUCAAACUGUGGUGUGUUUGUAAAUUAGCUGCCCAGAGAAGGAAGGAAAGAAGGAAGGAAGGAAGGAAGGAAGGAAGGAAGGAAGGAAGGAAGGAAGGAAGGAAGGGUUGAUUGGUGCAUAAGGCCUGACUAGUCAGAUCUGCUCUCAGCUGGCUUGCAAAAUUCUAGAAACUUUUGCAAUGGUCUCUUGCAAACUGGUAUAAUCCAGCUCCAGUACAUGGUGUAGUAAACCAUAAUUCUCUUCUAAUUUGGUAGAGUUAAUUUUAUUUUUUCCUGAUAUAAAUUGAAAUCCAACUGUCUAUACUUGGUGGAUAUUUUUGGUUUGCUGCAUUUUUGCUGGUCAGAUGGCGGCGUGUCAUUUUUUUCCCCCCAAAGCAAAUUGCAUUGUUUUCUUGAAAUUCACAAUAAUAAAAAUCACAAUAUUUAAUCAUUAGUGUACAUAUGAUAUCAAGAGACUGCUUUACAUAUCAUUAUAUUAAAUAGCAAUUGUGUCUCAAUUCAGUUGUGAUAGUCCCCUACUUGCGACUGUGGUAUACCACUCUUCUUAUUGUAGGUAAAUAUAAUAUAGGCUGAGAAGUUGCAUGAAAUGUAUACAUACACAACAAAUUGUGUAUCACUUUAAUUAAUUGCUGAAUAUAGUUUGUGGUGUAUUAUAGUGGUAAAGGAGAUGGAUUAAGAAUGGUGAAAUCCAGGUCUAAGUCCAUUCUUAGCCAUGGAAAUUUACUGAGGAGUCUCACCUAAUUUUCCUCACAGAUUUUUCUUGUGGGGAAGAAAUGAAAGGAGUUCCAUUUCAAAGCCACUUUGAGCUCCUGGAGUAAAGGCAACAUACAUAUAUAGCAAAUAAACAAUUAAAUAUAUCCACUAACUUUCUGAGGAUUGAAGUGGACAUGAGGGGAACCAUAUGCUUUUCAUGUUAUUCUAUAUAAAUUAGGUAUUGCAUGCUGUAUGCUAAAGUUAUUCCUUCAUGGACCUCCACAAAUUUCCAUUUUGAGCUUUAUUCAGGAUCCACUCAUCCUUACUAAGCUCUUUGUGUUGGUAGUCAGGAAAUAUCAAAGAGACAGUAGCACAAUUCUCUUUCAUAUUCACCCAACAACCCAUCUUCCUCAGCUAAAUUAAUUGGGAGAAAAACCGUGAUACCUAUAGUGGUCCACAAAGAAAUAUCAGCUCACAGCAUAUCCUGUAAAAACAGUAGAGGCAUUGUUCCUGGUGUAUUACUUCAGGAAAUCUUUGCAAAAGAAUUUGACCAUUCAGUAUGAAUGGUGUGAGCUCUACCAGAUGGGGAAAUUAAUUCUUUCUGGAAAGUUUGAGUUACAUGAAGGAGUGAUUAGCAAUGCAUAGAAUUUCUUUCUUCUGCCUCCAGCUAGUCAUCACAUCGGUUCUGGAAAGUUGGGGAACGUUCAACAAUGUGAGUUAGAGAAUUAACUGUUAAAUAUUUCUUUUUUAAAAAGUCUUGUUUUGGUUUUUAACUGAGAACUGUAUGCAACAAAAUUUCAUUUUAAUGUAUGCCGAUUAGUGUACAUUCAAAGUGACAAUAAAAUUAUUCUAGGUCUAAGUUCUAAGUCUUAACUCCUUGGAAUAGAAAUAGAAAGCCAGCCAGAAAUAAAGGGAAAGGAUCAAACUUUUCUCCUUCACGUUCUGGUUUGCUGUAACUCUAGAUUUAAGCUGCAUGAAAAGUAAGGAAAGUAGACAAAUUUACCAUCUUUUCAUCUUGGAUCUGGGCAAAUAUUUUGUUACAUUUUAAAAGCUUCUUAAUUCAAUUAAUAGCUUAUUUAUUGUACACAUUUGUGGUAAAUCAGAUGAUUACAUGAGAAUGGGAAUAUUUGUUUUUACCCAUACUUUCAUACAUUAAAAAAUACACGAAGGAAUAAAUGUUCAUUCAAGCUUUUGCUUUAAUCAAAAAUUAAAGGGAAAUGCAGAGUCUGUUCCAACUCAUUAAAGUUUGAGAACCUAUAGUGAAUACCCAGCCCUUAUGUUGCCGUCAUUUAUGUGUUUCAACUGCUGCAAGAGUCCCUAACAAAGCUUAUAUCUUCUCAUUUGCAAUGCUGUGAAUUGUCCAGUGAGGAUGUUAUCACAAACUGAAUGGAGGGGAAAAUGCAGAUCAAUGUUAUGUUUUAAAGCUUCAGCCUAGGGAAGAAAAAAUGCCAUCAUAAUUAAUAUAAGAUACUUCCAAGUAAGCUUGCCUAGGAUUACUGAGAACUAAGCUAUAUCAGAAAUCCGAAUAGAUUCUUUUAGGAGAAUGAUGUAAAUCUCAGGAUAAAGAUGUUUGGAAAACAACAUUGUUAUGAAAAAGCAGCUAGAAUCUAUGGCAGCAGCAGCAGGAUCACCAACUCACCCAUAACCUAAUGAAAAGGGUAUUUUUUAAGUGUGUUUGGAAUAUUUUUCUGCUGGUGUCAACAUCAGAUGGAUAGAUAACCAUCUUAAUGUCUUUUUUUCCCUGGACCUGUGAUGCACACUUAUUGUGAAAUAUAUUCUAUGGAGUCUAUUGGGCAACAUUCAUAAAGAGUGGAGUAUAAAUUUGACAUGAGAAGCUUACUGGAGUAUUGCUAAUCCAAACUGACCUUUAGCGCCUUAGAAUGGCUUUGCAACAAGGCAGAACAUUCUGGUAUUCAAAUGAACUAAGACGCUAUUGACAGAGAAACCCUUCAGAAUGAUUUAUUGUUAAAUUCCUGUUAUUUCAAAAGGACUUUUCUGCCGUGUAAAAGCCACUGAACCAUCACAGCGUCUCAUAGCAUCACAGCCUGUGAACCAUUAUAGCAUCUCAUGGAACUCAUGCUGACGUAUGAUGAAAAUUAAAGAACUGUUUCAGGCACACUUACCUACCACCCUCCAUAGUUAAAUUAUUAUCAAAUAUCAAAAGUGGCUUGUUAUGUGAUAUGAAGGUUGGAUGUGUUUUUUUUAAAGAAAUACCCCAUUCUCCUUUGGAUACAUGGAAGAAGUUGGAGGGUCUCUGGUGCUUGGCUUUACUCUUUUUCCUGGAGGUUUUUUUCCAGUCUGAGAUUCCUCCAUAAGCUUUUUGCUGUGUAAUGGCACCUUGUAAUGCUGAAAAGAAUGGUUUAUAGAAUUGCUUGUAAAACAAGAAGCUCUUGUUUUAUCGUACCUUGAAACAUUUUGGAACAGUUAAUAGCUAAUAAGUUUGAUAUGUAAGUCUAAGAACGAUACAUAUAUAUGCGUUGAAAAAUUAUGCAAAUAAACAUUGAAAAAUUGCA